Meloidogyne enterolobii is the source of this 3025-nucleotide messenger RNA. The record is from the annotation of a GenBank genome assembly. NCBI's taxonomy places the organism in Eukaryota, Metazoa, Nematoda, Chromadorea, Rhabditida, Meloidogynidae.
AUGUCUUUUACUCAUUCUCCAUCAAAACAAGAUUUUGUGACGAUAUUAGCUAUUUAUGAUGACCCUCCUCCACCAGCAUCAUUUAAAUCAACUAAUGUCAACACAACAAUUGUUUCCACAUCAUUACCUGAAGAAAGAACAAAAAAGCCGCUAAAACUUGAAAUUGCUUCGAAUCACAAAAUUUCAAAUCAACAGAGAAACAAAAAUGAUAGAAGCCCUUUUAUUGAUGUAAAAUCAUUGGAUAUGCCCCCUAGUAGUAUUGGUCUUCAAGUACAACAUUCUGAAACCAAAUUUUCAAAUUUAUCAAAGCCACAUUCUGAGAAAAAUUUAAGAAAACACCAAAGUGGAGAGGCUAUGUCUGUACAUUUUGCCCCAACGCAGAAAAAAGAUCCAGAUAAAUCAUUCCAAGAAGAAAAUUGGCGACAAAAUAAUUCUAGAAAAUCGAGAAUUGGAGAUAACUUUUUGGAUGCUAAAGAAAAAAUAGAUUUGGAACAGAACGAAUUGAAGAAAUGGUCUUCUUUUUUACAUGUUGAUCCCUCAAAUUAUCGAUUUCAGAAAAUUGUUCUCUCACCAGAAACUAAAGAUUUGUCAAUGGGAUUGGAGAUCUCUGCUGUUCCUAAUCCUCAACGUCCAAGUCAUUUAUUGGCCGUUGAGGUUAGAAAAAUUGAGCAAAGAGGAAGGAUAGCUGAAGAUGGUCAACUUCGAGUUUGUGACCAAAUUGUUAAUAUUAAUGGAACUCCUUGUGAUCAGAUUUCCUUUGCCCGAGCACGUCUUCAUCUUCGAGAUCUUCAAUCAAUUCCAGAACCUUCCCUUUCCUUCUUUCGCCGAAUUAAUUCAAAAAAAUUAAAUAAUAAUAGUCCACAACUUGAACAAUUUAAAUUAAAAAAAGGAGAAAAUACUUCUUUAAUUGGUUUUUGUAAAGAAAUUAAAUUAACUAAAGGGGAAGAUGGUUUUGGAUUUAGCUAUGCUGGGAGAUUAAAUGCUUCUGAACAACAUUUAUAUUAUGUUAAAGGUUUAAGGAAAAAUUUGGAUUUGACUUUGGGGGACAGAAUUUUACAGAUAAACGGAAUAGAUUUGUCUAAUUUAACUCAAUCCCAAGUAACUUCACUUUUAAAGAAAAUUCCAAUUGGAGAAACAAUUAGUUUAAUAAUUAGUAGCCAAACAGAAGAAAAACAACAACAACAGCAAAAUGAAGAAAAAGAAAAUUUAAAAGAAAAAUUUUCAAAAAAUCUUUUUGAAGAGUUAAAACAACAAUUAAUUGGGGAAACAUUUUUGAAAAUUAUUCAAAUGUUAAUUCCUUUAAAUGAAACGCCUGGUGCUGGUUUAGGUAUUUCUGUUAAGGCACAAAGAAUGGGUUGUAAUGAUUUGGGUUUGUAUGUUAGAAGUAUUUUACAUGGAUCAGCUGCUUACAAAGAUGGAAGAUUAAAAGUAAAUGAUCGUUUAAUUGGAAUUGAAGAAGUUAAUUUAUUAAAUUAUUCUUUAAAUGGAGAGGCUUUGGAUGCAUUUAUGGGAACAUUAUCACAAAUACCAACAAAUAAAAAGACAGUUUUAUUAUUUAUUGCAAGAAUUAAAGAAGAGGAAGAGAAGGGAGAAGGAAAUUUAAAUGAAAAAUUAAAACACCAACAACAUCAGAGCCGUUGGGGAAGUGAUUCUGAAUUAAGCCAAAAAGAACAAUUUGUGAGGGAUUCUGUUACUAGAAGAUCAAUUAGUGAAAAACGCCCUUUGGGUCAGCACAACGACCCUUCACAUUUACGAACUUAUCGAAGAAUUUUGCAUCAAAGACAAACUAGUGCUCCAGCAGUCAGUUCAGUAUUUCGUUCUCGUCGUUCAUUGCAUGAACCUUUAAAUAUUAGCAGUCCUGAAGAACCCCGCUCUAGAAAAAGUCGUCCAAGAACAACUUUCUAUGACGGUGAUUGUUUUACUACAAAAUAUGAAUCCCAAACCCUUCCAUCACCAAAAAAUCAAUCAAAAAUUGUUUGUCCAGGCAGUUAUUCCCCACAAAGAAAAUUUCCUUCUUCAGCCCUUUCAAGUAGUAAAUCACAACCAGAUUCCCUUUCUACUCCAAAACCUCAACAAAAAAAUAAUGAAAAUGGAAAAAGGAGGGGAUCUCUUGGAAGUGGACUUUUUAAACUUUUUUCUAGAACUCAUAGUUGUAAAGAAGAUUCACCAAAUAAAAAUAAACCUAAAACAAUUCCCCACCAUCAACAACAACAAUAUAAACAACAACAACCCCCUCCACCCCUAUACUUCCACUCUCCAACAACAUCACCACCAUAUUCAGCAUACGGAUUUUGGCCUCAAUGUUUUCCUCCACCUCCAAUUCCGCAUAGCUUUAAUCAGAAUUGCACUAAUCAUCGUCCACGUUCUCCACUUCCUUCAUCAAUUGCUCCUCCCGGCAUUUUACCUUGGACCCAAUCUUUUCGAUGUCCCCAUCCUUCCUUCAACAGCCAAUUACAUGGGCAUGGGCCCGUAGAAGUGCCCCAUUGGCGACAAGGCGGAAACAAUUUGCUGAGGCACCAACAAAUACAUCCUCGCCGCCAAAUGUUUCCAUUGACUAUUACAACUCAUUUAACACCUUCUUCUCAGCCCCACCACCAAAUCCACCAAAAUUAUUCGGCAGGUUUUAGUAAUUCUACCAACAACAAUUUACAUCAAUCUACUUACAACAAUGAUAAUAAAAAUAAUGUAAAUUUAAAUACUAAAAAGAAAAUUGGAAAAUCAAAACCUUCAGCUAUUUUUUAUGAUGAAUAUAAUAAAAAUAAUAGUAAUAAUUGGGUGAUACGUUGUUAAUAUUUAGAGGAAUAGUAGAGAGAAAUAAAGAAGUGCCUCCUUAUAUUAAAAUACAUAACGAAUAUUUUUUAUUUUCAUCUCAUUUUGCAUUCCAAUAUUUUUCCUUCCACUUAUCCUAUUUUUCUUGAAUUUACUGCUUUCAACCAGCAGAUCAAAAAACCUUUCCUUAUAAGAACAUUGUAAAUUAGAGAAAUAUAGAGAGGAAAACACUAAACAGGGAAAAGAGUAGAUGAUC